This is a messenger RNA of Talaromyces proteolyticus, 2456 nucleotides long. RefSeq lists its product as uncharacterized. The transcript has 8 exons. NCBI's taxonomy places the organism in Eukaryota, Fungi, Ascomycota, Eurotiomycetes, Eurotiales, Trichocomaceae. The coding region runs from base 180 to 2300 and encodes 706 amino acids. The record is from RefSeq and is a predicted model, not a curated record.
GGCUUUGCACUUGGAGCCCAAGUGAUGUCGAUUCAACUGUCAAAACUAUUCAGCAAAGCAAACUGGCGAUUUUCUCUAUUUUAUUCAUUUGAGUUCUUUGCUUGCCGUAAAAGCACCGCUUUCGGAAAGAAAGGAAAUCAGGGGCAAGUUUACUCCGGAGACACUCUGCUCGCCGUACGAUGGCCGUUCAGCAAAUAACCUCAAGGUCCGGCGAGGUAUACACUGUUCCAGACGACACUCUAGAUAUCCACGUCCUUUGGCCACCCGAAAGCCAAGCAGGAACUACUAUCAAGGCAGACAUUGUUGCAGUCCAUGGGUUGGGAGGCGACUCCUUCGGAACAUGGAUUGAAAAGAGCUCAAAGGAGCUCUGGCUCCGAACCUUCUUGCCGAAAGACAUUGCAAACGUUAGAAUAAUGACAUUUGGCUACAAUUCAAACUUCGUUCGUGAUACAGCAACGGGUAAUACAUAUAAUUUCGCUGAGAAUUUAUUGGCUGCGCUUAGGCGUAAGCGUCCUGGAGAAGCGCGACGCCGGCCACUCAUUUUUAUAGGACACAGCUUAGGGGGGAUUGUCAUCAAACAGGCACUUAUUACCGCCAAAAUAAGAUCACAACAGUACAAGGAUAUCCUAGAGAGCACUUGGCAUCUCAUAUUUUUGGGAACUCCACAUCAAGGCUCACUUUUCGCCCCUGGGGCGGAUUUUUUGAAUAAACUAACAUCAGUAUUCUCUAGCGAGAGAACUCGUGUUACUAAGGAAUUGAAACUCUGGUCGCCGGAAUUACUUUCGAUAACCCAAGAUUUCGCAUUUAUUGCAGAUCACUUUUCUAAGACAAGUUUCUGGGAGCGGGAGAAGACCAAAGGGCUCACUAUCGUGCAUGAAGGCUCUGCGAGACUUGGGCAUAGAAACGAGGAAGUUGUCGGACUCUACGCAGAUCACUUGACCAUAUGUAAAUUCGCAAGCCAGAGCAGCUCGUCGUACAGAACAGUGAGAGAUACUUUGAUCCUGGAGGUAAUGCGUUUGGACGAAAGGGAGGCAACUGAGGAACAUGAGCAUAAUAUUCAGGAACUAGCACAGAAUCUUCGUUUACUUUUCUCCGUAUGCGUUAACAAAAUGAGUAAUUUGCAACAGGAGCUGCAUGAGAUGGAACUCUGGAUACUCCUUAUUCGUUUUAAGGCCUGGGGUCAGGCUUGUAGUCUCGAUAACCCACAGUCUAGACUACAAGAGCUUGACAAUCCCGCUCUGCAUGUGCUUGUGGAGAAUGCGCUAAUGCGGUUUGUACAUCUAUUAAGUGAGACAGACAGGUUGGAAGGACUGGGAAGCCGGAAUUUACCCGACAUGACAUCAUCUACCAAUACGACCGCAUUUCAAAGGCUCCGAAACAUCUUGAAUGAUCCAACGGAGAGAGGAGGUCUUCAGCCCGUUCAUCCCAGGAGGAAUACUGACGACAGAGGGAGAUCAGAAGAGACGGUUGAAGCCCUGAGCAAUUAUGUUGACGAAAUAGAAUCCUUAACCAAUAUCCCUGCAGUUUCAGAUCAGCGACAGCGGAUCAUUGAAAAGGAAGUUGAGUCAAUUUCAGAUCUGUCUAUACUUGAGCAGUUGGAAUCUGCUAGAUCCGGCACAAGCGCCGUUGUGUCGGAGGUGGCAAGCAUAAGACUUAGAAAGCUUCGGGAUCAAGCUGACACCGAUUCGGAUAAAGCCGAAACCGAUUCAACUAUAUCGCUUGACCCUUCGUUCCAAACGGCACAAGCUUAUCUACAAAUUGAUAAACAAAUGUUUGAAGAAGCCGAAUCUGAUUUCCAGGACAUGAUGAUAGCCGAAGGUGUCGGAAAUCUGGAUGCUCUAUCGCCAGAUGACCGCGCGCAACAGGCAAAUUGGAAAGCGGGAAAACCAGCCUUUCAAAUUCCACGAUGGAGAGCUAGCAGUAAAACGGCGCAGUAUGGAUCCAAACUAGAGUUGAUCCGAAAUGCAAAUGAAGUUGUCCGACAGGAGCAAAUUUCAAUACGACCCAAGAAGUUCACAGCUGCAGCUAACCGAAUAUUAAGAAAUCUUCAGCAAAUAAUAUCCGAUGACGUGAAAGGGAUCAGAGUGCUGCUACCUGUCGCUGAUGACUUAGAGCAUCUUCAUGCUUGUAUCGAAGGACCCCCAGACACGCCAUAUGAAGGUGGGAUUUUCUGGAUUGAUAUGCAACUUAAAGAAUACCCAUUUAAGCCCCCGAAGCUGCGUUUUAUGACCAGAGUUUAUCAUCCGAAUAUUGAUUGUCGUGGGGUAGUAUGCGCAGACUUCCUCGAACAAUCUAGCUAGAGUCCCGCAUUAAGACUUCAGCAUGUUUUGCUUUCCAUGGUCUCCCUUUUAGCGUCUCCAACUCUCGCGGAUGUUGAAGAGCCGUUAGUUCCUGAGAUUGCCGAAACAUACCGCGAAAAUUAUGAGCUAUACUGAAAUUAUUAGCGAUUGCGCUUC